This is a messenger RNA of Pseudomassariella vexata, 1077 nucleotides long. Its product is annotated as Mis12 protein-domain-containing protein. Gene Ontology annotation, biological process: mitotic sister chromatid segregation; mitotic cell cycle; protein localization to kinetochore. Bases 1 to 1077 code for a protein of 358 amino acids. The record is from RefSeq and is a predicted model, not a curated record. Gene Ontology annotation, cellular component: chromosome, centromeric region; nucleus. The transcript is spliced from 2 exons. Lineage: Eukaryota; Fungi; Ascomycota; Sordariomycetes; Amphisphaeriales; Pseudomassariaceae.
AUGUCAGCGCCGACCGAUUCAGAUACCGAGCUCCUGACCGAGCACUUUGGGUAUCCUCCGGUUAGUCUACUAGACGAUCUCAUCAACAGCAUCAACAUUCUCGCCGAGCGCGCCCUCAAUUCCGUCGAACAGGGUCUUUUCAAGGCACCACCAGCCGCUCUGGGAUUCAGGCCACCAAAGUCGGCGUCAGCUGCGGAACAAGAUGACCCCGCUGAGCGAGCGAAAAACGAGAUCGAGUCCGGCACGCACCAGCUAGAGACGCUUCUCUGCGCUAGCAUCGAUCGCAAUUUUGACAAACUCGAGCUGUACGCGUUGCGCUACAUCCUGUGUGUACAACCGCCCGAUAUCCGCAAUUACAUCCGACUGAGCCACUACGAAGGCUUAGAUUUCUCAUCGAGCACAGCGGCCACCGGCAACAGCCAGGAUGGAACCAACGGGGGCACAAUAAAUCGGGACAAGCCGACGGUUGAUUCAAUAGGAGAACUGCGGCGGCGGCUACGGGAGAGCAUGCGUCUCAAUGCGUUGCUGUACGCUGAGCAACAACGCAACGCGAGGCUUUUGUCUGACCUACAGAGUUUGAUCGGGAUUAAGCAUCCCGACGUCAAGAGAGAAUCAACGUCGACAGGGGCCGAAAUUUCAGGGUCCAGCCCGUUUGCCUUCCUGCAUCAAGAAGUUGCACAGCUCAAGGAUGCUGGUGCCGACACACCUCUCAGCACUACGACAGCAUUCACGUUGUCUCAAUUACAGGCCUUACGCGCGCUGUCUACAUCGCUGCGUACCAUGGCGCCUCAUCUUGCCCCGGUGCCGAGGGACGAAGGCGACGACGAAGGGCGCAAGAGUUGGCGGAGGGAGCGGCUCGAGUACGUCGAGGCUGCGACAAGAAGGCAUCUAGAGAAUGUGCAAGGACUUGAGCUGGGCAAGGACGGUGAGGUAAGAGAUGGAGAGUGGCAGGGUGAAGGGCGGAACUUGGCAAAGGGUGAGGUGGAAGGGCUGGAGAACAUUGUUGCUGCGCUGGGGUCUGGGGGCUCCAGGCCAGAAGAGACGGCAAAUGCGGACGGUGAUUCCAUGGAGGAGUGA